AUGCACGAUUCCUCACUUAAAUCUAGCCGUGAUGGCUUCCAAUGGACCGAAGAAACUGGCCUUGUCGCAGGCGUGCCUACUUUGGGCCUUAUACAGCCAUCCUCUCAUUGCAGCAAAGAGAAGGUUUAUGAUGUGUUAGUUAUUGGAGGCGGUUAUGCUGGACUAACGGCCUCGCGCAAUCUCGCGCUUGCCGACAAUCAAGUCUUACUAUUGGAGGCUCGUGAUCGGAUUGGAGGUCGUUCAUGGUCUUCAAAUAUCGACGGAUACCCCUAUGAAAUGGGCGGUACUUGGGUGCAUUGGAAUCAGCCCUUCGUCUGGAACGAGCUGCGACGAUAUGAUCUGACGGGACAACUGGAAGUCUCGCCUAGGAAGAAUGUGGAGGGUGGUGCGCGAGUCACUGUCAAGCUGAACGGAGAAAUGCUUCAUAUUUCACAUGAUGAAGAGGACGAGGUGAUUGAGUCGGCAUUCAAGAAGUUCAUAAAUGUCGACGGUCAAUUCGCUCGUUCUAUCAUUCCAUACCCACACGAUAUCGAAUUCAAUAUGGAAGGUGUUCUUUCUUACGAUAAGAUGUCAAUGGCUGACCGAAUGGCCCAAGUCGCUUCUCAGUUGACACCCCUUGAAAAGAACAUGUUCGAAGGGUUCCUGGCCAUAACGCACGGUGCAAAAUGGGACGAAGCAUCAUUUUUUGAGCUGCUGCGGUGGUGGGCAUUGAUGAACUACAACUAUGCCGAUUUCAUGGCGAUUGGGUUGACCUACAAGUUAAGAUGUGGUCAAUCAGCACUCGCAAGACACAUCUUCGACGAAGCUCGGGGCACAGGAAAGGUCGAUUACAGCUUUUCAAUUGCUGUGGACACAGUGAAUGACAAUGGAGAUUUGGUUGAAGUUACGAGCAGAGACGGAUCUACUUUCAGAGCCAGGCGCAUUGUGUGCACUAUUCCACUGAAUGUUCUACACACCAUCAAUUUUGUGCCAGCUUUACCGGCCCUGAAGACUGAAGCGUCCUUGAUUGGGCAUGCCAAUCAGGUUGUCAAGUGUCAUGCAGAGGUAGCAAACCCUGAAAUGCGAUCACUGGGUGCCACGAAUUAUCCAGAUGGGAAGUUGACCUACACUUUUGGAGACGGAACCACUCCGGUAGGCAACACUCAUCUUGUUGCAUUUGGUAGCUCGCUACCCCAUGUACACCUGAGCCCACAGACAGAUGUGGAGACGACAAAAAAGGCCUUUGAGGCAUUUCAUCCUGGUAUGCGAGUGAAAAGGCUGGUUUUUCACAAUUGGCAUGAAGAUGAAUUUGCCCGUGGUGCUUGGGAGUGGCUUCGACCAGGAAUGACGACCAAAUAUCUACAGUCCCUACGUGAGAGGCAUGGGAAUAUUCUAUUUGCUAGUUCUGACUCUUCCUAUGGUUGGAGAGGGUUUAUUGAUGGGGCAAUCGAAGAUGGUGGGAGAGUGUCAAGGGUUAUUGAUCAAGAGCUGAAAGCAGUGGUGCAUCAGCACGAGUUUGUUUUCACUUCAAAGUUGUAA
Molecule: messenger RNA, 1518 nt
Organism: Penicillium waksmanii
Lineage: Eukaryota; Fungi; Ascomycota; Eurotiomycetes; Eurotiales; Aspergillaceae
Product: flavin monoamine oxidase family protein
Exons: 2
Coding region: 1-1518 (505 amino acids)
Molecular function (GO): oxidoreductase activity
Source: RefSeq, a predicted model, not a curated record